AUGCCGUUUGCUCCUUCCUUGUUGUCAUCAUCUUCUUCCGUCUCUCAAUUCCUUCCCAGAUUCCCAGACUCUUCUAGGCUCAAUGUCUCUUCACGAAUCAGAGCCUCCUUCGUCGUCGUCGCGGCCUCCGUCUCCGACCUAGCCAGCGUCGACAGUACAACUCUCGCCGUCUUCGGAGGCGGCUCCGUAGCAGCCCUCGCAGCGGUGGUUUCCUUGACGGAUCCUGAGAGGAGACGGCGAUUGCAGGCGGAGGAAGUCGGCGGAGGCGACAAAGAAGUCGUGAGAGAGUAUUUCAACAGCACGGGUUUCGAGAGGUGGAGGAAGAUCUACGGCGAGACCGAAGAAGUCAACCGCGUUCAGAAGGAUAUAAGACUCGGCCAUGCCAAGACGGUGGAGAAUGCAAUGCUUAUGCUUAAAGAUGAAGGAUCUUUGGUCGGAGUCACUGUCUGCGACGCCGGAUGCGGAACCGGAUCUCUCUCGAUUCCUCUUGCUAAAGAAGGUGCUAUCGUCUCUGCAAGCGAUAUCUCUGCAGCUAUGGUUGCUGAAGCUGAGAUGAAGGCAAAGGAGCAACUGCCAUCAGGGAACUUACCAAGAUUUGAAGUGAAUGAUUUAGAGAGCUUAAGUGGGAAAUAUGACACUGUUGUAUGCCUUGACGUUCUGAUACAUUACCCUCAGAACAAAGCAGAUGGAAUGAUCGCACAUCUCGCUUCUUUGGCAGAGAAGAGAGUGAUUCUGAGUUUUGCGCCAAAGACUUUUUACUAUGAUAUCUUAAAGAGAAUUGGAGAGCUUUUCCCGGGGCCUUCAAAGGCUACAAGGGCUUAUCUACACGCAGAGGCGGAUGUAGAACGAGCUUUGCGUAAGGUCGGUUGGAAAAUCAGAAAGAGAGGACUCACCACCACCCAAUUCUACUUUUCUAGGCUCAUCGAAGCUGUUCCAAUCUCGACCACUUGA
Molecule: messenger RNA, 951 nt
Organism: Arabis nemorensis
Lineage: Eukaryota; Viridiplantae; Streptophyta; Magnoliopsida; Brassicales; Brassicaceae
Source: the annotation of a GenBank genome assembly